Messenger RNA from Postia placenta MAD-698-R-SB12, 536 nucleotides. RefSeq lists its product as hypothetical. The transcript is spliced from 5 exons. Bases 17 to 445 code for a protein of 142 amino acids. Gene Ontology annotation, molecular function: catalytic activity. Gene Ontology annotation, biological process: nucleotide metabolic process. The record is from RefSeq and is a predicted model, not a curated record. NCBI's taxonomy places the organism in Eukaryota, Fungi, Basidiomycota, Agaricomycetes, Polyporales, Adustoporiaceae.
ACUAAACGUAACCGCCAUGGCAUCGAGCGCAAAGACGUUGGCUACCUGCAUCUUCUGCAAAAUCGUCAAGGGGGAGAUCCCCAGCUUCAAGCUGAUCGAGACCGAGACAACUUACUCAUUCCUCGACAUUAAUCCGUUAGCGAAGGGCCACUCUCUGGUGAUAUCCAAGUAUCACGCGGAGAAGCUGCACGAGCUUCCAGAUGAGUCCUUGACGGACAUUCUCCGCAUUGCGAAACAGAUCGCAGUGGCGACAGGCGCAGAGAAUUACAAUAUCCUCCAGAACAACGGUCGCAUCGCUCAUCAAGAAGUCGAUCACGUUCAUUUCCACGUAAUCCCGAAGCCGAGUACUUCCGACACUGAGGGUCUUGUUGUCGGAUGGCCGCAGCAAAAGGUGGCUCUCGACGAACUCGCCAAGAUCCACGAGGAGAUCAAAGGAAAGUUAUGAUGAGAUGGAUGAGAACAACUGAAUAUGUCGCUCAGUCUACUCACAUGUGGUGACCAUGCAUUCUACGUUUUAUAUCUGAUAUUUGGCGUGA